This is a messenger RNA of Nannospalax galili (Upper Galilee mountains blind mole rat), 2184 nucleotides long. RefSeq names its product NK2 homeobox 2 (gene Nkx2-2). The record is from RefSeq and is a predicted model, not a curated record. NCBI's taxonomy places the organism in Eukaryota, Metazoa, Chordata, Mammalia, Rodentia, Spalacidae. Gene Ontology annotation, cellular component: nucleus. The transcript is spliced from 3 exons. The coding region runs from base 458 to 1279 and encodes 273 amino acids. Gene Ontology annotation, molecular function: DNA-binding transcription factor activity, RNA polymerase II-specific; RNA polymerase II cis-regulatory region sequence-specific DNA binding. Gene Ontology annotation, biological process: regulation of transcription by RNA polymerase II; cell differentiation.
GAGUCACCGAGUCGGGAAGCAGCAGGUUCGUGAGUGGAGCCCAGCCUUAUAUGGACUGAUCGCUCGGGCAAUGGCCCAUUUUUUCCUCGCCACCAGCCGCCACCGAGCGCGGAGCGGCCGCUGGAGCCCGAGCUGACGGCACCUUGGCACCUCUCCUGGAGUUACAAACUGAGGCCGGGCGGCGCUUGGCGCGCAGGCAGUCAGUCCCUGUGAGCAUUUCCGCGUGCUUUCAGAGAAGAGAGAGACGCCCCGGUGGGCUUUAUUUUUUCCUUUCCCUUUCCCCACAGUGUCCUUCUCUUUUUAAAUAAUAAUUAUACCAAUAAUUAAAGCCCAUCCCCCCCAACCCUCCCCCUUCCCGUCCUUUAGCCCCCCUCCCCCGCCCGCCGGGGCUGGGGAGCGCCACGAAUUGGACAAGUGAAGCUACAACUUUGCGACAUAAAUUGCGGGGUCCGGAACCAUGUCGCUGACCAACACAAAGACAGGGUUUUCAGUCAAGGACAUCUUGGACCUGCCGGACACCAACGAUGAAGAAGGCUCGGUGGCCGAGGGGCCGGAGGAAGAAAGCGAAGGGACGGAGCCGGCCAAGAGGGCCGGACCGCUGGGCCAGGGCGCCCUGGACACGGUGCAGAGCCUGCCCCUGAAGAGCCCUUUCUACGACAGCAGCGACAACCCCUACACUCGGUGGCUGGCCAGCACCGAGGGCCUCCAAUACUCCCUGCACGGACUGGCGGCCGGCGCUCCCCCACAAGACUCCAGCUCCAAGUCCCCAGAGCCCUCGGCCGAUGAGUCCCCGGACAAUGACAAGGAGACCCCGGGCAGCGGGGGGGACGCAGGCAAGAAGAGGAAGCGCCGCGUGCUCUUCUCCAAGGCGCAGACCUACGAGCUGGAGCGGCGCUUCCGGCAGCAGCGGUACCUGUCGGCGCCCGAGCGCGAGCACCUGGCCAGCCUCAUCCGCCUCACUCCCACGCAGGUCAAGAUCUGGUUCCAGAACCACCGCUACAAGAUGAAGCGCGCAAGGGCGGAGAAAGGUAUGGAGGUGACGCCCCUGCCCUCGCCGCGUCGGGUGGCCGUUCCUGUCUUGGUCAGGGACGGCAAACCAUGCCAUGCGCUCAAAGCCCAGGACCUGGCCGCCGCCACCUUCCAGGCAGGCAUCCCCUUUUCGGCCUACAGCGCCCAGUCGCUGCAGCACAUGCAGUACAACGCCCAGUACAGUUCGGCCGGCACCCCUCAGUACCCAACAGCACACCCCCUGGUCCAGGCCCAGCAAUGGACUUGGUGAGCGCCACCCCUCCGAGACUCGAGGUCCCAGGCCCUGGCCCCACCCCGGCGGCGGCGGCGAGGAGAACUCAUCCUUACGAUGGUUAUUAUUAUUAUUAUUAUAUUAUUAUUGUUAUUAUAGAGUCGAGUCGACUCGGCUCGCUUGAGGAGGCACUGGGAGGUUGCCUGCGCCUCCUGGUAGUGGCAGAUUACAUCCACCGACUCUGCCCCCAUCUCUCUCUCUCUUUGAACCUUUGGAGAGGGUUGAACUCUAAGCCGUGUUUACAGAAUGUUUGCGCAGCUUCGCUUCUUUGCCUCUCCCUGGGGGGGGGGGGGGACCAAACCAUCCCAACGUUAACGUCGUCACUUGAAAAGAGAAAAGACCAACCCCCACCCCGCCCCGCUUUCGUGUAUUUUGUAAAAUAUGUUUGUGUGAGUAGCGAUAUUGUCAGCCGUCUUCUAAAGCAAGUGGAGACCACUUUAAAAUAUAGAGGAUUUCUUCUUUUUUAUAAGAAAAUGCUAAAUAUUUAUGGCCAUGUAAACGUUCUGACAACUGGUGGCAGAUUUCGCUCUUCGUUGUAAAUAUCGUUGGUGAUCCUUGCCAAAUGACCUUCGGGAUGGGCCUGCGUCCCAGUCAGGUCAGGCCCAACUCUUUCUUUGUGGUUUGUUUUGGGUGUUAUAUUUGAGUUGCCUCCGUUUUCUUCUUUUCUUUUAAAAAUUUUGUUCAGUGCAAACAUUUUUCAACUAUGAAAAGGGAAAAGUUGUGUAGGCGAGCAGCCCGGGCCCCGUUUCCGGAUCCUGAGCCCCGGAACUUGGAGCCCAGCAGGUUCGCGCGGUUCCCUAAGAGGGCCAGGCGCUGAAAGCUUUCAAUUUUUUAAAAUAAGAAUUUUAAUAAAAAUCAUGUGUUUAAAAAAAAUUUUAAAACAA